This is a messenger RNA of Salmo salar (Atlantic salmon), 3169 nucleotides long. RefSeq lists its product as uncharacterized. Gene Ontology annotation, biological process: regulation of gene expression. Lineage: Eukaryota; Metazoa; Chordata; Actinopteri; Salmoniformes; Salmonidae. The record is from RefSeq and is a predicted model, not a curated record. Gene Ontology annotation, cellular component: nucleus.
ACAGGGCUCUUUUAAUUUUCUUAGUAAUACAGGAUUAGAUGGGAGGGUUUAUUUUAAUGUUUGUUUGUUUGUUUAUUUAUUUAGUCUAUUCAUUUAGCUGUGAUUGACUACACACUCCAGUACAGUACGUGGCGGAAUGCAACUAACGUUUGAGGACCGCCAUAAUAUUAUAGAAGAAGAAGUAAACGGAAGUCAACAGUGGUCAAAAACAAAUUUCACGUUAGUGUUUUUAUGUGUAGACGUUUUAUUAACACCAUAUAACUAAUUGAACUACACCGCAUUACAUACAUGCCUCAGGUAGUGUUUAAUUUGCGUUGGAGACGGUACUUGGUUGAUUUAUGUUAUCUAGGUAACGCAAGCUAGCUGCUUAGCAAACAAUGGCUAAUUGUAUGGUUUUUCACACUCAAAUAGCCUCUGUCAUGGAGGUGCUGGCAAAUGCAGCCGUGGCAGAGAUCUGUAAACUCGUAGGCGACGACUAUGCAGUGUUUCGUUUGGAAAUAGCUCAAAGCCAGAAAGAAAAUGGGGCAUUGCGGAGGAAACUACAGCAACUGGAACUAAAGGUGGCACGGGAGCGGGCAGAGGGGACAAUACGAGAUCGCGUCCUCGCCAGUCGUCCCAGUAGUGUCAAGAUCGUCGACCGAUACAGAGGAAUGGCAAGAGGUGAAGGGCAUCUCACUGGAGGCCACAAGACCUUUGUGAAGCCAGUGGGUCACAAUACAUGGAGCCAUGGCCAACCAAUCACUGUUGAUGAGGGCACAGGAACCUCAACUCAGAACAUUAUCGUGAUAGAGUCUGCAGAUGCAGAGGCUGCAGAUCCUGGGGUCAAGCUGGAGAGGUCUGAAGGAGAGGAGGACUCACGGCACAACAGAGACAUCCAGACUGCAGCAGUGGCUGGAGUGCUCCCUGUAGCCACGGAGGAACCCACCACCAUCCCAGCGCAGCCCAGGACCCAACGCAGGAUCACGGAGGUCAGUGGAACGCCGAUCGCCGUCCUCAAGUCAGAGACGGACACCAAGACUUUAAUUGUAACACACAGGCUCUUACACACAGAAUCUGACCACAGAUCAGACCCAGAGAGGCUGGGGAGAAUGGGCUCUCCUCCUGCUCCCAGCUCAGAGUAUAUACCAGUAUUUCACCAGAGCGAGAGGACGGUUAAUUCCUUUGGACAUGGUGAAGGUGAUAUGUCAGACACUGGCGGUGAUGAUCCAUCUUGUUCUUACGCUACAGAGAUGGACCCUGGCAACAUGCCCUUGGGUUUAGAGACACAGACUGAUCUAUCUAGAGGGUACUGGAAUCAAUACAGUAGUAGUGUAUAUUCUGAAGGGUGCCUAGAUAAGAAAGGGGAGGGUCUGGUCGUAGAUGUGGAGGGCGACGCUCCUCCCACAUGGAAUGCAGAUCGUCUCCUAGGAGACGGACACUCACAGGGCAGAGAAUUCUUAGAUCACAAGGGAAGCUUGGAGACAAAUCCAAAUGUGGCAACCCACUCCCCUUUACACACAUUCAGGGAUCGCAACCCAGUGUCCACGUCGAUGGGGCUUUCUGAUGCACACGGACACGUCCUUUUCAAUCAGGUAUUGAACUCAAACGACCAAAGGGCAAAGGCUCGGGGAGGGGGAGAAACAUCAGGCAAUACUAAAGAGAAGCGGUUCCUUUGCAUGUUCUGUAACCAAGGCUUCAGCUGUCCCCAAAAGGUGGAAAGGCACCAGAGGAUCCACACAGGGGAGAAACCCUUCAGCUGCCCCCAGUGUGAGAAAAGGUUCUCCCGCCAGGAUCACCUGAAGUUGCAUCAAAAGGUCCACACAGGGGAGAAACCCUACAGCUGCCCCCAGUGUCACAUGCGCUUCACCCAGGCUGGCAACCUGAAGAUGCACCUGAAGGUCCACACGGGAGAGAGGCCAUUCGCCUGUACGCACUGCGGGAAGAGGUUUUCAGAGAGGAGAUACCUCAGGAUACACCAGCAGAAAAACCAUUCCACUCUAUAACAUAGAAAGUAACCAUUCCACUCGAUAGCUUCUGACGUUUAGAUCAAACCUUGUAUUAAAGACAAAUAUUAAUUUACAUUGUUGUCAACUGAAAAGAUCAACAGAUGCAUUUGGAAUAACCAGAAUAACAGAUUUCAAUGUUGAAUAUUCCUGGGUAGAAUAUUGCAUCCAGACAUUGUGAAAAACACUGAAUGUAUAAGACAUUAGGAACACCUGCACUUACCAUGACAUAGCUUUCACCUGGAUUCACCUGGUCAGUCUAUGAUCCCUAUUGAUAUUACCUGUUAAAUCAACUUAAAGAAGGAUUUUUAAGUCUUGAGACAACUGAGACAUGGAUUGUGUAUGUGUGCCAUUCAGAGGGUGAAUGGGCAAGACAAAAUAUUUAAGUGCCUUUGAAUGGGGUAUGGUAGUAAGUGCCAGGCGCACUGGUUUGAGUGUGUCACGCACCGCAAUGCUGCUGCUGGGUUUCCUAUGUGUAUCAAGAAUGGUUCACCACCCAAAGUACAUCCAGGCAACUUGACACAACUGUAGGAAGCAUUGGAGUCAACAUGGGCCAGCAUCCCUGUGGAACGCGUUUGACACCUUGUAGAGUCCAUGUCCUGACAAAUUGAGGCUGUUCUGAGGGCAAAAGGAUGCAACUCAAUAUUAGGAAGGUGUUCCUUAUGUUUUCUACACUCAAUGUACAAGGCAUAUAUAAACCUAAAAAGUCUGUUUCAAAUUGUGUUUGUACUGUGUAGGAUAUGAUCACAAAUUUUCACAAAACACUUUUAAUGAGAAGAUGAAUGCAGUUUAUCAAGUUCUUGCAGAUUUUUUUGUUGAUGGUUUUCAUAUGGUAUAUUUAACUUGUUUAUGUUUAACCACUUCAACUCGGAAGUUGGUCAACAUGGAUAGGGUCAAAUUGACAUUUAACCGAAAAAUUAUAAAAAGCAUAUGCAUUACAAUGGUAGAAAUUGAAAGAACACUUUAGAGUUGAUGGGGAAAUGUUUUGACCAAAGGUGAAAACACAACAGCUCACCUGACAAGACUGAAUCCAAACAUUACUGUUGAUUAUGUGCAUUUGACAUUUACUGUACUUUUCAUGCCAUUUGUCAAUAAUGAAAUCUGAAAAUACUCAGGAAACAUUUAUAUGAAUAUUCAUUGACAUUUUGGAGUAGGAGCAAGAUAAGUAAAAAAAUGGUUUGAAUGAG